AUGAGGUUCUUAGACCCACGCGCUGCCGUAUCGAGCCUCCUGGGACGGGUCCGGCGCGUCGGACUUGUAUCGCUUAGCUCCCUUGUCGUGAGCGGCGUUAGUGUAAUCCUCUUUGCCCAAAACAUUUAUACCAGCAGACCCAGCGUGGACGUUCCCAAUCCUGAGGAUUACCGUCAAGCCGUCUUCCAUGUUGGCUCAGAGCUCAGCGUGCAAUCUUGGCUGGCUGUGCUCGGCGUCGUCUUCGGCAUCUUAUCCUACGGGUUGACCGCGUCAUGUGUGCACUUUUUCGACUGCUGGUGCAGCUGGCGGGCCAGCAGGGUCGGAGGACAAGGUCUCGAUUACGCACGUUAUCUCAACUCGCAACCACAGGCACCUGUUAUGGCAGGACUAUGGCACGGUUUUUCACUUUACGUUCUCUGUCGAUACAUUUUCGUUGCACUUACUAUCGCGGCUUCGAUCGGUUACAAGUUCGCAGUUAUCGAAGUGACGACCUUUGACAAUGAUCCGGUCGAGAGCAGUCAAGUCCGGCUGCAACUUCCGCCGGUGCGAGGACUUCUCGCCGACGGCACAACAAGUCCGUGGGUUGGCGAUUACCCCUUGUCGGUUACGAACCGUGCAUUCUUCCACGAGCAAAGGAUUUGGACUCCUGAAGGUUACACGACAGGUGACUCGUUCAGAACGCCGCUCAGCAUCACUCUGGCUGGUUGGGCAAACUGCAGCGGCUCCUUUGGUACUCUUGAUAGAGGAUUUCUAGUCUCUCGUGAGAUCGUCAUGGUUGCCAACGUGACGGAAGAUAACACGCCCAACUUCUUGACCUCGGCCGUGGGGAACUGGACGCGGGUGGAGGGAGGUGUAGGCUGGAUCCGCGGGGGUACCUCGCGAGCAGUGGUCGAGUACCGCAUUCAAAGGCCGGGACAGGUCCAGAUCCAGUGGGCUGAGGCAGGGUCGUGGGUAAAUGACCCUUCCGACACCAAGGUGAAACCGGUAAUAACUCGGCUUACCUACGAAAUGCGCCUUGCGGCCGCAGAGGUUAGGCGUCUGGUUGAAAAUGGGUCCUGCUCUCGUGUGGCCGAUGAAUCCGGCAACAGCCCGCAGUUCCUAUCGUUCGGGCCAGCAAUCACCAGGACAAAAAAGGCCGACGGCACCGUGCCCCUCAACUACAAGCUUCUGGACGCUAUCCUUGACAGUGAUGACAUCGGCCCCCGCGAGGGGGUAAGCAUUUUCGUUCAGGGAGUUAUGGCGACUUGGGCAGCAGAGUUGGCCGAACUGAAUGACAAUGGAAUUGUUUUUGGGCAUGCUCCAGCAGACGCCGAACCCUUUGGGCCAGAAAACAAAAAAGAUAGUUGGAACAGGCUUUUGGCGGAUUCGAAAUUCGGCUACCCCUUCUUCGACGGCCGACGGCAUGCCGAGCGGAGAGGCUCUUAUUACAAUAUCGCCGAGAUUUUCACCGCGGUGGGCUCCAUUGCCAUCGUUGUCGCCGUCGCCCGAAUUUUGCUCGGGCCCCCUACGCUAACUCAGGGUCCGGAUCCAUUCCACUGA
This is a messenger RNA of Chaetomium globosum CBS 148.51, 1539 nucleotides long. RefSeq lists its product as uncharacterized. The record is from RefSeq and is a predicted model, not a curated record. The coding region runs from base 1 to 1539 and encodes 512 amino acids. Lineage: Eukaryota; Fungi; Ascomycota; Sordariomycetes; Sordariales; Chaetomiaceae. The transcript has a single exon.